This is a messenger RNA of Rotaria sp. Silwood2, 1251 nucleotides long. NCBI's taxonomy places the organism in Eukaryota, Metazoa, Rotifera, Eurotatoria, Philodinida, Philodinidae. The record is from the annotation of a GenBank genome assembly.
AUGAUCAACAAUGAAUCCUUAUUUGCAUUAUUUUAUAAUGAAACACCUUAUCAAUUCUAUAGUGAAUUAGUUGAUAUUCAUUAUGAUAAAUAUGUUUUUUUUGCUGUAUGUUCAGCAUUAGUUGGUUUACCAUUAAAUAUUCUUUUAAUUGUUAUUCUUAUACGAAAUGGUUUAUUUACUCGACGCAAUAAUAAUAAUAAUUCAAUGGAAAUAUCAUAUUUAAGAAAUACUUCAACCGGUUCAUUUGAAAGAUUUCUGUUUGAAAUUAUAUUUAUUGAUACAUUAUUAAUUCUUUAUCAUUUUAUUGAUAAUUUUUUCAGUUAUAUUCAUAAAGAUCGUUCAGCUGGUCAACAUUAUUUAAUACAUAUAUCGGAUUUUUGUUGUAAAUUUUUUACUUAUUUUGCUAAAAUGAGUGUUCUUCUUGCAACAUGGUUAUUAUUUUUUUUGAUACUUAAUCAAUUUAUUUUAACAAUGAAAUACAAUGAAAAAUAUUCAUGUUGGAAUCGUAGUUUGUAUUAUAUUAAUGCAAAAUAUUCAACUGUUUUUCUUAUAUUCAUUUUUGGUCUUUACAAUAUAUAUCCAAUAGAAGUUCUGAAGUAUCAAAAAAAAGAAGAUUUGCAAGAUUAUCAACAAGAAGGAGUUGUUGGUGUAUGUUCAAUACUAUUAGAUACAACAAAUAAACAAUUAUUAAAUGCAACAAAUUAUGGAUAUAAUCUUCUUGGAAUUUCAAUACCAUGUAUAAUUAUAUUUAUUGUUUCAAUCAUAAUUAUAUAUCGUACAUUUCAAAAUAAAAAAUAUGAUGAAAAAUUGAAUAAUUCUUUUAAAUAUAUAGGUGCAACUAUUGGUAUUAUACAUUCAUUUUUUAAUUUACCAAUUCGAUUAAGUGAUAUAUUACUUAUGUCAUUAUCACCAUAUUCACCAUUUUAUUCAUAUUUAAUUAGUUUUAAUCAUGAAGUACAAUCAUAUAUAACUUUAUCAUAUGCAUAUAAAUGUUUUAUUUGUAUUAUUCUAUGUCGACGAUUUCGUUUUCAUGCAAAAAAUAUUUUAUGUUUUUUAAUUGAAAAUAAAUAUGAAGAUCGAUUUCAAAAUCGAACAAAUGGUUUAAUAAAACCAAAUAAUCAAAAACGACAUUAUAUAACAAAUCUUCGUUCAAUAAAAGUACCUGUAAGUUCACAAAGAGUUUUUCUUUUUAAAUGCUUAAAAUGUAUGUCAUCUUCAAAUAAUAUGUUUAUCAAUGUUUGUAUUUCCUGA